This is a messenger RNA of Macrosiphum euphorbiae (potato aphid), 1998 nucleotides long. The record is from the annotation of a GenBank genome assembly. Lineage: Eukaryota; Metazoa; Arthropoda; Insecta; Hemiptera; Aphididae.
AUGGAACACCAAAAUUAUCAAUACAAAUCAAAUGGUACUAAAAACAAUGUUGAAUAUUAUACUUGCUCCAGUCCAAAUGUCUCAUGUAAUGGUACACUUAAAAGGAAAAUUGAUGGAACAAUUGUAUGCGGUAAAUCACACACUAAUGAUCCAUUUCUUCAAACAAUUGAAAAAAAAAAAUUUCGGAAAGUACUUAUCGAUAGAGCACAAUCCGAGACUACACGUUUGAAAAUUAUUUAUGAUGAAGAAGCUAUCAGAAAUCCAAAUAUGGCUUACACUUAUCCUUGGACAUCAGCCGAGUCAUCAAUGCGUAAGGCAAGACGUGCACAUGUUCCGGUUCUACCUGAAACUCUAAAUGCUUUGGGAGAGAUUUUGGCAGAACAGGAAAACUUGAUUCAGUGCAAUGGUCAUCGAUUUUUUCAAGAGUGUGUAGUAGAUGGCAAUGGGAAAGCUCAUGUUAUGUUUGCCUGUCCAGAGGUUAUCAAUGAUGUAAUUUUAAAUGAAGGUACGGAAUUGCAUGCUGAUGCAACUUUCAAAGUCGUACCAUCCAUGCCCAAAUGCCGGCAAUUGUUUAUAAUGCAUAUAAUUAUUCAAAAUCACUCCGUUCCAAUAUGUUAUGUUUUAAUGGAAAGUAAAACUGAAAAUGCCUAUCUAACGGUAUUAACAAAUUUUAAAAGUAUUUUUCCAAAUGUCCAGCCUUCAGUUAUAAUGACUGACUAUGAAGUCGGCUUGAAAAAUGCAUUUUCAAUUGUAUACCCUGAUGCCGUUUUAGUUUCGUGCUGGUUCCAUUAUGUACAGAGUUUGUGGAAAAAUAUAAAAAGGUUGCAUUAUACAACAUACAUAAGGGAUAAUGAACUAGCAAAAAAAUGUUUAAAAAUGAUGAUGGCACUUCCAUUGCUUCCUGGAGACCAAAUCGAGUUGGGCUUUCAAGACAUUAAGACAUAUGCUAGAAUAAAUAAUAUAAAUUUGGCAAGGUUUUUCACUUAUUUUUCUAGACAAUGGAUAAACCGGACAGGGCCAAAUGUUUUUUCUGUAUACGGACAAGCUAGGCGCACAAACAACAAUAUUGAAAGCUUCCAUGGCAAAAUGAAAGAUAAGCUUCAAGUAUGUCAUCCAAAUUUAUGGAAAUUUCUGGGUCAUCUGAGUGAUUAUAGCAAAUUACAACACAUUAUUAUUGAGCAAUUGUCAAGAGGGAUGCAAGUUACUAGAUCAGUGAAGAAUAAAUAUAUCCUGAACUCACGACGGAUUAAAAUAGCUUCAGAUCAAUUAGAACUUGGGAUUUUGACCAGAAAUGAAUUUUUAGUGAAAUGCUCUCAUACAGUUGAUGGCUAUAUUUUAAGAGAGGGUAACUGGAACAGAAAUGUCAAUGAUGAUAUUGUAGAUGAAUUUUUAUCUUCGGAUGAUGACCCCUUACCAUUGCAACAAAUAGCGCAGCCAAUUGUGAUUAUAAUGCCAGAAAAUGAUGGAGAUGCUGACCACCGCCAAAUAAAUGCAGCAGAUGAAGAAGAUAUACUUGAACCAGAAAAUGAUGGAGAUGCUGACCACCGCCAAAUAAAUGCAGCAGAUGAAGAAGAUAUACUUGAACCAGAAAAUGAUGGACAAGAAAUUAAUUGGCAGAAUAAUAUCGAACAAGAUGAAAACAUGCAAGCUAGUAACCAAGAAGAUGAACAUCAAGAAAUUCACUGGAACGAGGAAGAUUUCAUUAUACCUGAAGAGUUAGAUAUAGACAUUAUUUAUAUGAUGGAAAUUGAAGAAAAUAGGAGAAUUUUGGAAAUGCAAAAUUUACCUUACGUCCAAGUCAAAGUACCUGAAGUUCUUCCUGCUGUUGAAACAGAAAACCAAGCAAAUAUGUGUGUUGCUUGUCUUGAUGCGGAAAGUACUCACGCCUUGUCUCCAUGUGGACAUAAAUCUUUGUGUUUAAUGAGUUUAGAAUCAUUAGUUUCAGAACACUGUCCAAUAUGUAACAAUAUAUUCACUUCAAAUUUUUGUUUUUAUUGA